AUGGGGUCACGUAUUCAAGACCUCAUCUCACGACAGGGUAUUCCACGAGCUGGCGAUCCGUCUAAAACUCUAUGGAAGCCCAUAUCGGCUACUGGAGGCUUCAUCGCAGAUGGGAAGUACAAGUUCUACGGGUCCAACGCCCCUGACCCUGGCGGUGAUGAUGCUCAGAUCCUGGAUAAAGGAUCCAACGUGGACAAUUUCGUCAAUCAGUUGUCUGGCAAUUUUAUCAUACUCAAGUCCGUUCCAUCUGGCACAGACGCUAUAGAUAUCCAGCUGGACGCAAGUGAUGGGUUGGCAACCUGGAUGGGUCACCUUGAUAGCCAAGGUCUUUUCAGCUUGACACUCAAGCCAGAUCCUGAACCCAGUAAGGGACCAUGGGUCAUCGAUGCCUUCAGCUUUCAGUAUAAAUCCCCAUGGGACAUCACUUUUAGCUCCAAAGAGAAAGCUUUGAAGUAUUCUUUCCCACCUCCCGCUGAAACCUUCGGCACUGAAGCCUCCGAAUCGCUUCCUCGAAUUCCAGCACCUGGCCUGGAACCAGACGGCAAAACACUCUACUUUGGAUUGGAUCCCGAUAAGACUAAACAAGACUUGCAUUCUACUGUGAAGGAUCUCUUUGACUUCUCGAAAUCUUCCAGGACACCACCUGCUCUCGUUGCAGACUGGAAGACUACCCUUGCAGUACAAGAUGCGUCUGCAGCUCGGAAACGGAAUGGUCUUUGGAUUCGCCCUUCAAGGUCUUUGCAGACAUCUAUUCGUCUUCAAUUCAGUCUUGAUGCCGCCGAUGUUGAUACCUUCGACAAGGCAAUUACCUCAACCCUGAAAGGAUUCACGUUUGACAGCCUCGAUGUCAUCUGCAAGAAAGCAGUUGUUCUAGCUGACACCGACGACGGCAAUCAACCAGUGGCUCAAGGCAAUGUCAUAUUCCAAGCCAAAUGUACCAUCAAGCCGCCAGACGGAAAGUCCGAUGUGCCUGUACUCGCUUCUGUCAGUUUCUACCAUGGAAGCUACAACAUCACCGUCCAGCUCAAUACCAAAGACGCCUUUGGAGGCAUCUUGAAAUGGUUGAUGGGUUUGGUUCCAGGUCUGAACCUGGAUUUCAUCAGUGAUUUCCUUGGUGAUGGCGAUAUGUUUGAGCAGAGCGGGAUAUACCUUCGACAAAUCAAGAUUGGGCUCAGCUGUGAUGACAAGGGACGUAACACCAAGUUGAAGAGCUUUUCUUUUGAUAUUGAGGUUGCGGCAAAAUUUGGUACUGAAACAACAGGGAUGGGGAAGCAUGCUACGCCUACUUUUCUCGUAUCAUAUGCCUGGAUGGCCGAUGGGCCGAAGUGGGGGAGCAUCAAGGGUGAACUCUGGAACUGGUAUGAUGACUCGGUUAUUCGCGACAUGCAACCAGAGUAUGAAACCACCACGGAUCUCUACCCGUUGACGGAGACCCCCGCGAAGACACUUAACCUCAUCAAGAUGAUUCCAGGUGUCGAAAUUGAGAAUGUUCCAAGCACAGUUCCGACUCAGAUCAGUAGAGCAUAUGUCACACUCAGUCGCAGUGGCGUUAGACUAGGUGGUACAAUCGAAUCACUCGCCUUUGAGUCUGAUGAUCCACCACCUAUUCCACAGCUUGAUCUUGGCCUCCUCAGUAUCGACGCUGGGUUUACUUGGGAAGGCAAGAAGGAUUUCACACUCACAGUCGCUUUCUUGGCACGACUUCAACCCGCACCAACGUCUGUGCACAAGGAGACUGCAAUUCUCAAGGGUGGGGUUGAUUACAGUAGCGGAACAGGAAAAUGGGAGCUCAAAGCUUCACUGAACUCACUUUACGCAUCGUCUUUGUAUGAGCUAUUCUGCAAGCCGAAGGGUGCGUCGACUGGCACGUCGACUGCUGAUCAUGUCAUGCCGUUGAUCGAGUCUAUUGAGGUCAAGAGCCUUAAUCUCGCCUACCACUACGAGCCCGUCAAGGACGGUGAUGACAAGGGCAAAUCUGUCGGUUCCUCUUUUGAACUCGAGGGUGUUCUCUUAGCAGCUGGUCUUGAACUUGACCUGAAGUUUCAUUAUCAACCAUCGGGAUCCUUCACAUUCACGGCAGACUUGAAGUCAGCCGAGGAGAAUGCGAGUGUUUCAGAUGUCAUCAAGGGUAUUCUUGGCGACGAUAGUCUGGAACUACCCGGCUUUCUUGAUAACAUGGCGUUUGGCAACGAGAAGGACAGCGCUAUCCAUAUCGAGGUUCUGGAAAAGGUACUGAAAGACGAACCAAAAAAGGCAUUCGAUGUGCAAGCUGCGGGUGCCAAAAAGAAGGGUUCAUUCCAGUUCGUUGCAACUUUGACGUUGGGCAAGAUAAAAUUCGCCUUUGUUCAACUCCACCAACUAGACUGGGAGUCAAAAGUCCCCUCGAAGCGCUUCUUCAAAGCUUCUCUAACAGCUGUUCCGACGAUUGAGAUCCCUUUGGUGGGAAAUCUCACGCAGCCGUUUGAAGAAAUGUAUUUCAUGUGGAUCCAAGACAAAACCAACAAGAAUCCCAAGCGAGAACCUGGUCUCACUCGUCUCGACAUUAAGAGUCUUCAAGAAUCUAUGCCGCUGACAACCAAAGAUAAGUUCAAGGAAAAGGAUGACAGUGAUCUUCUUAUGAGCGCUGGAUCCCAUUUUGGAGUCAUCAUCAAAGACUCCGAGGGCAAGUCUACCUGCAUACUUGACUAUGACUUCAAAAAGAAGGCGGAUGCUCCUGAUAAGAAGUCAAACUUUGCACUCAUGGGACUGGAAGAGGGUGAUAGUGAAUCAGAGAAGCCACCAAAGGACGACUCUGAUGGAGGGAGCGCCUCGGCACCUUUCAAGAAGAAGACCGGGCCACUAUCCAUCAACAACAUUUCCCUCAAAUAUACGGACCAAAUCCUCCGUAUUGGCUUCGAUGCGACAUUUGAACUCGGCCCAAUUGGCUUUUCCCUCUUGGGAUUCACUAUCAAUCUCAAACUCACGUCUCUCGAUCUUUCCAAGAUAGAAUUCCCCAAGUUCAGCCUAGAAGGCUUCGCAGUGGCUUUCGAAAAGACUCCUCUCACGAUCGCUGGUAUCGUUCGGCAUGGAAACAUACCCGGGCUGAAUUACUACGCUGGCGGUCUCAUCGUCGGCUGGGUUCCGUACCAACUCCAAGCAGCUGGUUUCUACGGCAAAGCCAACCCUGAAAACCAGAAAUCUUUCGUCUCGGUUUUUGUGUUUGCCAGAUUAGAUGGGCCGCUCGUAACGUUGGAGUUUGCAGAAAUAUCCGGUGUGACCGGCGGUUUCGGGUACAACUCUGAGAUUCGUGUCCCCAAAGUCGCGGAGAUCACCGAGUUUCCUUUCAUUGAUCAGUCUCAACUCAAUGGAACUGCCGGCGACGCACUCAAGACUCUUGAGAAGCUUACGGAUCCUCGGUCCGAAGCCGGAGGGUGGUUCACGCCGCGGGACGAUACGUACUGGGCAGCUGCGGGCAUGAAGAUCGAUGCCUUUCAGAUGAUCUCCCUCGAUGCUGUUGUGGUGGUCAUGUUUGGCCAGUCUGUCAAACUAGGUAUAUACGCUGUUGCUCUCGUUGACAUUCCCAAUGCCAAGUCUCCCGUCAAAUUUGCUCACGUUGAGCUUGGCAUUGGUGUAACGGUUGACUUUGACUACGGAACCAUGAAAGUGGAAGGUCAACUAUCGCCCAAGUCCUUCAUUCUGGACCCCAACUGUCAUCUCACGGGAGGUUUCGCGUUAUACUAUUGGUUUGACGCCACGCAUGCUGACAAGUCUCUCGUCGGCAACUUCGUCUUCACUCUGGGUGGUUAUCAUCAAGCCUUCAGAAUCCCAGACGAUUGGCCGAAUCCACCGCGCUUGGGCAUCAGUUGGUCUCUAGGUAGCCAUCUCAGCUUAUCUGGUGAGGCCUACUUCGCGAUAACACCUAAAGUUUGUAUGGGCGGCGGAAGAUUGCAUGCAGCUUUUAGCGCUGGCCCUAUUGAAGCUUGGUUUGACGCUUUUGCCAACUUCCUUAUCAACUACAAGCCUUUCCACUUCACGUCCAAUGCAGGCAUCUGCGUUGGCGUUCGCUUCAACAUCGACGUCUUGUUUAUUCACACACAUAUCUCCGUUGAGAUCGGGGCAGACUUGUCUAUGUGGGGACCGCCGCUUGCUGGUCGGGUGCACGUUGACAUCAAGGUGGCCAAGUUUGACAUCAACUUUGGUGCGGAUAAAAGCGUUGAGAAGGAGGCUAAUAUCGAGGAAUUCUUCCAUCUGGUUCUUCAGGCUAGCAGUCAACAGGCGAAGAGCCUGUCGACAGAAGAGAAACGCGCUCUGAUCGCCGAGGGCGAAGAGAACAUUUUGCCUGGAGUUCCCAAUCAAGGACACACGUUCCUUGCCACUUCGGGACUUCUGAACAAUAGUUCUUCCACUGAUCGAGAACAGAAUGCCGAUUGGGUCGUUCGCGGAGGAUCCUUCUCGUUCGUCGUUGGAUGCAAGAUGGCUGUCCAAGAUGCCAAGCAAGUCGACGAGAACAAAAACGUAGUCAAUUCAGUCUCAUCCAAGGGCCCUCCCAUCUACGCUCGGCCUAUGCACCUCAAAGAAGCAAUGACCAAAUCAGAGAUGAAGAUUGAGAUCGUUCAAGAUGGUGUCGCCCAUGGGAAAUGGGACAUGACUCAAGAGUACAAGCAGGUUCCAACAGGUCUUUGGGCCAAGUACGAUGCGAGCCAGGAUCCUACCAAGAGCAGUCAAGGCAACAAUAUCGACGAUUUGCUCGACAAUAACUCCGGUAGCUUGAAGCUCAUGAUGGGUGUCCUCAUGCAAGGCCCGCCACCCAAGAUGUCUGAAGAUACCCUCAAAGCUUUCAACAUCCUUGCCCAAGGUGAGAGAGUCCUCAAAGCGGAGAAGCUGUUUCCGGAAACGGAGUCGCCUGAAGAAGACUGGAAUCCCAGUAAGCCCAAAGAUGGUCCCGAGCAGUGGGAUGAUGUACAUAACAAGUGGUCUUCACCAGAGUGGAACAAUGACGGUGAUGGAGGUGACGUCCAACAGACUUUUGUCGAUUCUUGGUUUGAGACUUUUGGGUGGGGAAAGGCAUUGUCAGGCUUGGGCAAGCUGCCUAAGCUCCUGGGAGAGAGGUUUGGUGAUUUGUAUGUCGAAGCCCCACUGAUCACCAUUUAG
Messenger RNA from Fusarium subglutinans, 5130 nucleotides. RefSeq names its product transcriptional activator srcap. Lineage: Eukaryota; Fungi; Ascomycota; Sordariomycetes; Hypocreales; Nectriaceae. The record is from RefSeq and is a predicted model, not a curated record. The transcript is spliced from 3 exons. Bases 1 to 5130 code for a protein of 1709 amino acids.